CAUUUCUAACCUUGUCUUGCAAAUAUCAACUAGUGUACAAGCAUCAAUAGCUGGUAGAGAUUUCAAGCAUCUUUCUUCAAAUUCUACCCUUGAUGAGGACAAGAAGCAACAAAUAAUCAGUGAAAGAUGAAAUGGUACCACAAUACCAAAUGAAGACGAUUUUUCUACAAUCUUCAGAUUGCUGUUAUGAACCACAGAUGAUUCAGGGAUUCUCCAGGUUAAAGUCAUAAAAUAGACCCAAAGAAAAGAAAGAAAGAAGGAGAAAAAAAGAACUCCUCUAUGCUGUAAGUACCGCAACAGCAAAAAUCAGUAGAUUCUUCCUCAUCAAUCUCACGUAUCAAGAAAGCAAAAGAAGACAGAGUAUUCAGACUGGUAUGUUCAUUUUUUAAUCUUCUUUUCAUUAACUAAUAGUUUACCUGUAGGAAUGGGCUUCUGUCCUGAAGCUACUACUGAUUGGUUUCAAAUUUACAAUGGGGAAAGCAAGAAACAAAAGUCAAGUCCAAUUGUGAUGGCCAACUUAGCUAUUCCCACAAUUGAUCUCUCUCCUUUCUUCAACAAUGAAGAUGCUGAGAACAGCAAGAAGAGAGUUAAAGAAAUUAUUCGCCAAGCCUGCUCUGAAUAUGGCUUCUUCCAGAUUGUGAACCAUGGGGUACCCCUGGAUUUGUUAAGCAGAGCAAUGGAGCUCUCAAAGGCAUUUUUCAGGUUCUCAGAUGAGGAGAAGCUCGAGUGUAAUCCUAAUGCCGGAGCACCUCUUCUGGCCGGUUAUAGCAAGCAGCCUGAGAUAUCACCUGACAAGAAUGAAUACAUUCUCAUGUUUCCACCUGAAACUGGCUUCAAUAUACUGCCCAGUAAUCCGCCUGAUUUCAGGGAAGCAAUGGAAGAGUUGUUCAGUUAUUUCACCAAGGCUGGUCAAUUGGUAGAGAGCAUCAUGAAUGACUCUCUUGGUCUCCCUGAAAACUUCCUGAAAGAGUACAAUAAUGAUAGGAGCUGGGAUUUUAUGGUGGCUAUGCACUAUUUUCCAGCUACUGAAUCUGAGAACAAUGGAAUAACGCCACAUGAAGAUGGAAACACCGUAACAUUCGUUGUUCAAGACGAAGCUGGAGGACUUGAAGUUUGCAAGAAUGGAGAAUGGAUUCCAGUGAUCCCUGAACUGGGCAAAAUAGUGGUCAAUCUAGGUGAUUCAAUUCAGGUGAUGACCAACAAAAAGUUUAAAAGUGCAACUCACAGAGUUGUAAGGCCUAAAGGAAGAAGCAGACACUCUUUUGCAUUCUUCUAUAAUAUACAAGGAGACAAGUGGGUAGAACCAUUGCCACAAUUCACUAAAGAGAUUGGAGAGACAGCAAAGUACAGGGGGUUCUUCUACAAGGAUUACCAGGCAUUGAGAAUGAGAAACAAGACUCAUCCAUCAGCAAGACCCGAAGAUGCCAUCAACAUCACUCAUUAUGAAAUUUCGACCUCAUGAAGCACGAGUUUUACAUGUUGCCUACAUGAAAUAUAAAUAAAUUAGAUCAUCAUUGUGCACUUUUGGGGAGAAAAUGCUUAUCAGGACAUGCAUGUAUAAGUAUGAGAUUUUGCAUUGAAAAUAUGAUUCUGUUUGAUGUUAGUGUCUGUGUGUAAGUCAUAUCAUUGCUUCAGUUUUUAUAUUAUUAGCUAAAAGGUACAAGAAGAUCUCACUGAAGUUAAAAUCCUCACUUAAUGUGGAAAAGAGCGGAGACUGCACUAAAAAAUGAUAAAAAUUACAGGGAUACACAGUGCUCUUUGAUUCCUUGCAAUCAAGUAGCAGCUUUUAGUAAUCAUAGUAUUAGUUUAUCUUAAUCUUCUACAGCCCCCUGAAACCUCAAACAUGAAAAUAAGCGGUGCAAAAGCUUUUAAAAAAAAUAUCAGCUAAUUGGUAAGUAGAGCUAACAUAUUGUGUCCCAACUCCCCAGUAGUCGUUGAUAGGUUAUAAUUUUAUCAUUUAUUUUAUUGUUAAUU
Molecule: messenger RNA, 1974 nt
Organism: Coffea arabica (coffee)
Lineage: Eukaryota; Viridiplantae; Streptophyta; Magnoliopsida; Gentianales; Rubiaceae
Product: flavonol synthase/flavanone 3-hydroxylase-like
Source: RefSeq, a predicted model, not a curated record